Pseudonaja textilis is the source of this 3988-nucleotide messenger RNA. RefSeq names its product sorting nexin 19 (gene SNX19). NCBI's taxonomy places the organism in Eukaryota, Metazoa, Chordata, Lepidosauria, Squamata, Elapidae. The record is from RefSeq and is a predicted model, not a curated record. Gene Ontology annotation, molecular function: phosphatidylinositol binding. Gene Ontology annotation, cellular component: intracellular membrane-bounded organelle.
UGGAGCGCCCGGGGUUGCUUUUUCCGGUGCGCAAUUUGCGGGCUUCUCGCUUGGCCGGCCCUGCGCUUGGCGAUCGACAAGGGAGCCUGGUGGAAAAGAGCUAGCUGGGGGUGGGGUGAGGCUUGAACCCGCCCCGUGCCAGUUGCACGGUGAAAGAGCCAAAUCCGGAGUGUAAAUUGAAAAGCCCCCCUUCCCCCUAGAGUGAGAGAGGUGGGCAGGUGGGUUUGCACGAUGCAUGCAUGCAAACUCCACCUAUGAGGAGCAGCCCUGUGGGGUUUUUUUGUUUUUCUUAAGCAAUAGAGCAGUAAAUCAGGUUAAGGACCAAACAUGCUAAGGAUGCCAGAGCGAGGUGUGGGUCUGGGUCACCUGGCCGGCAGUAAGAAGCUGAUGGCCUUGGGGGCUCUGGUGGGCUGGUUGCUGGUGGUCCAUUUGUUGGUGAACGUCUGGUUGCUCUGCAUCUUAUCGGGGUUGUUGGCCUUACUGGGGGGCUGGUUGGGCUCCCAGGUGGUGGUUGGCACCAGCCACCGCAUUCACCUGGAGAGGUUUCUCCCCGUUGAAGGCUGCCCUCCGAAUCCCGAGGCAGAGAGGGAGCUGGAGGAAGAGAUCCGGAAUAUUAUUCGAAAGAUCAUUCGGGAUUUCGUCUCUUCGUGGUACCGGGCGGUAAGCCAGGAGCAGAACUUUGAGAAGGAGGUGGAAAAAGCGAUGAUGGGCUUGGCUUGGGGGCUCCGAAGGAGGAUGCUUCUGGUGGACAAGAAGGCCUUGGCGCAAAAGGUGCUCCUCCUGGCGGGGUGUCACCUUCAGGCCUACAAGAAGGUCCAGGAGACGUGGAAAGAGGCGGAACGCCUCAGAGAGCCUUCCGAGGAGGCCGGUAGGCUGUGGCAAGCCUACUGUGAAUUCUCAGAGCCUCAUUGGGCUGUUCAGAGCCCUGCGCAUCAGGUGGACUAUGCCAGGCGGGUGGUGGACUUGUUACUACGGGUCUUGGUGCCCGAGCCUCACCUGGAAAGCAGGACGGGGCGCUUUGUGGUGGUGGAGCUUGUGACGUGCAACGUGUUGAUGCCUGUGAUCAACAAAAUGGCGGACCCUGACUGGCUCAACCAGCUGUGGGUUGACCUCUUCUCCAGGAAGGCCACCGGCACCGUCGAGGUCGCGGAGACUUCCCCAGAGGUAUUGGCCGCCUAUUCAAGCCAACCUGGGGUGACCGGUGUGUUGUCCCCAGUCCUUCAGCCAGAAAUGGCUACCGAGGGCGAUAAAGGCCUAGCGAGGGAUUCUGAGCCUUUCAACAGGAAUGUGGUAGAUAGCUUGGAGGACUUCUUGGUAGAGGGAAAGGAACCCGUCGACAGAGCGCUGAGCACCCCCGUGAAUGAGAAAGACGAUGGGAGCAUGGCUGCACCCCUGCUUCACCCUGGUCCCCUUGGGUCCUUCUUCCCCCCCAGUGGAGACUUGGAAGUUGAGUCCCCCAUGUCUGACGUAGGAAGAGACCCUAGUUCCUUGAUCGUCGUGUCUGCAGAAGAACUCUUCGCUAGCUCCCUUCUUGAUUUGGAAGGGCCUCUUGACGUGGAUCCAGAAGACGGUUUGGGAGAGAAAGACAGGUGCCCGGAGGAUAUGGCUGAGGGCUUCCCCUCUGAAGCCAACCUCCAGGCCACAUCCCUCGGACCGUGCCCUGACAUCCACAUAGAGCCAGUGGCUGAAGACGCCUUCGCUUCUUUGACUGCUCUUUUGGAGGAUCCAGAAAAGACCUUCCUGAGAAGGCCAUCCUACUUGGGGAAAGAGCUGGAGCCCCCCGGGAGCUUGGCCCACGGCCCUCAAGAUCGAGCCCAACUGCCAGGUCUGCUUUCUUCCUCUCCCACUGCCCCGAUGGGCACUUUCAGCUUUGAGCCACUGAGUCCUGAUGGUCCGGUCAUCAUCCAGAAUCUGCGUAUUACAGGGACAAUCACUGCUCGAGAACACAGUGGAACGGGAUUCCACCCUUACACCUUGUACACUGUGAAGUAUGAGACGACGUUAGACAGUGACGGCACUAACAGCCUCCAGCAAGUGGCGUAUCAUACGGUGAACCGAAGAUACCGCGAGUUCUUGAAUCUGCAAACCAGGCUGGAAGAGAAACCAGAUCUACGAAAGUUCAUAAAAAACAUAAAAGGUCCCAAAAAGCUGUUUCCGGAUCUUCCGUUUGGUAACAUGGACACAGAGAAAGUUGAAGCGAGAAAAAGUCUCUUGGAAUCGUUCUUGAAGCAACUCUGUGCAAUUCCUGAGAUCGCCAAUAGCGAAGAAAUGCAAGAAUUUCUCGCCUUGAACACGGACGCAAGGAUUGCCUUUGUCAAAAAACCAUUUGUGGUCUCCAGGAUUGAUAAGAUUGUAAUGAAUGCCAUUGUGGAUACGUUAAAAACGGCGUUUCCCAGACCUGAGCCACAGAGUCCUACGGAAGAGCUCAGUGAGACCGAAGUGGAUGGGAAGCAGCCGGCGGAUGGAAAGAAAUCCAAUAAGUCGAAGCUGAAAUUCACAUCUGGCAAAAUGCUAAAUGUGGCUGGAACACCAGAGAAAAUUCUAUAUUCUUUCAGGGAUGGCAUGAAUGCCUCCGAAAUCCUCUCCCUGGCAAGGAUGGAGUCCUUUAUUCAGAACCAGGAGAAGUUGCUGGAGGCCAUGUCCAGUGAAGGUCCAGAGAGAGAAUGUGAUGAAGAAUCUCCGUCAGAUUUGAACCCAGAGCCCGGAGAGGUGCUGCAGCAAACAUCAGAUGAAGAUACAAAUUCUGGAUCAGAGACUUUGCUGGCAGACCUCGUUCUGGGUCUUCUUUGCCUGAUCAUGGUAGACCAGUGGAGUUGGCUGUGGUCAGAGAACAUGCAGAAGAUCCUACACCUGCUCUUUGGGACAUUGAUUCAAAGGUGGGUUGAAGUCCAAGUAGAUAACUUGACCUGCACCCAGUACUGGGUGCAGUAUCUUCGGCUGCUCCAGGAAUCCAUUUGGCCUGGCGGAGUCUUACCUGGGGUGCCCAAACCACUUAGGACGGAAGAGCAGAAGGCCGAGACUAAGGAACAGGCCCUGAAGAUUCUCAUGGCAAUACUGCCUGACACACUCCAAGAAUUCCUAGGUGUCAAUAAAUAUCAACAAAGCUGGAGCCUUGUCUUAGAAUCCAUGCAGCAUUCAAACAUCAACAGGCAUGUCAUUUAUUCCCUCAUGGACAUCCUGAUGGAGUUUUUGAUCCCCGAUUCCCCGAUGGAGGCGCCCCAAACAACGUCAAUAAUGACUUCCACCUAUGGAGCUGCUGAGAGAGCUAGUAGUUCAGUGUGUUAAUUCAUAUUGUGAGGCACAGAGAAACCUCCUAGACAUGAUCUCAUACGAUUCAUUGCUGUUGGUCUAAUCCAGGAUCUGUUGAUGAAGGACCAAUAGAUAGAAAGAAUUCUGGUAGAGAUCAGUGACUCCUGUCAAAGAUGUUCCUGAGUUGUUUCUACACAAUAAAAUAGUAUCGGUUUGAGAACCUGGAAGAAUUGCAAAGGAGUUCAGAAUGAAAAGAAAUAACCUCUUGAAUGUUAAUAAUCUGGAGAAUAGGAUAAGACUUGAGCUACAUUCCUGGAUAGAUGUAAUUUUGCUUUCUGCAUGUUUUGUUUUAAUUUACAGGAAGUUUUGGUGCUCCCAAUGUACUUAUAUGGGUAUUCCAACAUAUGUCCUCUCUGUUUUUUUCCUUCCCAACAAAACCAUUCCAGUGAGCAGCAAAUGAAAAUUCAUCCCUGUUUUUGCUUUUUAUUCUGUACAUCAUGUAUUUGUCCUUGAAACUUGACAGUAUUCCUGGAAUCUUAGAACUACCAAGUGAAGAAGGUUUGAUUGCAUUCCAAAAUUGAUGCAGUUGGCUCAAGUCACUUGUGUCUGAAGAGAUGACAGAACCCGACUCAAUCAUUUUGCUGUUCAGCUGGCUUGGAAGAAGUUUGUUGCUGUUUGGUUAACCAUCUAGGAUGCUAUUACUCAUGUAGAUCAUUGGGAUAGUUUUCAUUCUUUUAUG